Messenger RNA from Phytophthora sojae, 894 nucleotides. RefSeq lists its product as hypothetical. The transcript is spliced from 2 exons. Lineage: Eukaryota; Oomycota; Peronosporomycetes; Peronosporales; Peronosporaceae. The annotation marks the transcript as partial. The record is from RefSeq and is a predicted model, not a curated record.
CUCAUGGUUGCAUCGCAGCAUGUUCAUUGGAUGGCAGCCCUGAUCCCUGUAGCAAACGAAGUACUGAUUGACUUAUCAGCACCGUUCGGUUGGUCCGGCUCGCCUCCCUUUUACGGUGCCUUUGGGCGUGCAAUUACGUGGCUCGUUCAGCAGAACUCACCGAGCACGGUCCACGCGAUGCUGGCCAUCCUGGGCCCUCGUGCAAUCAACGAAGAAAACUUCUCACAUUGGGAAACCCGGCUCAAUGCACUUGGUCUUACGUGGGAUACCGUCAACCGCACUGUUUCGAUACCUGGCACCAAGAUUAAGAAAGCUCUCGAACGCGUACGCACAGUGAAGCAAUCAAAAACUGUGACAAAGUCCGACAUGAUGAAACUUCUUGGGAGCUUAAGGCACAUAUGCAGCUGUCUUCGCACGACCCGGCCGUUCUACCAGCGCCUGCAGUCCGCGUGCAAUCGAGCCCCCCGCCACGGCGUGUACAAACUCGCAGCAGGUGCAAAAGCAGACCUCGUGUGGUUCGAUCACAUAUUGGCGGUCGGUCAUCUACAAGAGUUGCCGCUGUCAAUUUUUAGCACCCGCGAUCCAAAAGCGCACGUGCACCUUUACAUGGAUGCAUCCAACGUGGGUCUCGUAAUUCUAAACCCAUCGGUCAACGAAUUCAUCCAGAUCCCUUACGACUCCGAGGAGUUAGAGUGGAUCCACAGUGAGCCGAAGUGUGGCAUAGUGCCCCGGGCUUCCGGGGACCGACCGACCCCCGGAUGUGCAAUUCCCCGGAAGGUGUACCCAUCCGGGUGGUACCGGGUGUACCCCACACAGGAGAGCACCGGGAAGCCAGCGCAGGACGAGCGACGACAUCAGACGAGCCGACCCCGGCGUGUCCGGACCAGCCCAUAG